Molecule: messenger RNA, 970 nt
Organism: Mycotypha africana
Lineage: Eukaryota; Fungi; Mucoromycota; Mucoromycetes; Mucorales; Mycotyphaceae
Product: nucleophile aminohydrolase
Exons: 3
Coding region: 108-809 (233 amino acids)
Cellular component (GO): proteasome core complex
Source: RefSeq, a predicted model, not a curated record
ACACUGUCUGUUCCAUAAUUCCUAUAUUUUACGCGCGUCCCUUCGAACUCUCGAGCAUCCUAAAUAAAUUCUUCUUUUUUUUCGCUAUACAAUUUCACAAUUUGACCAUGGAUUUCGCACUUACAAAUCCUGCUAUGGAGCCAACAACUGCACCUAUUCAGCAUAGAUUUGAACCCUACGAUGACAAUGGAGGUACCUCAGUAGCUAUUGCAGGAAAAGAUUUCUGUAUCGUUGCUGCUGACACUAGGCAAAGUACUGGAUACAGUAUUAAUUCAAGAUAUGCACCCAAAGCUUAUAAAUUAUCAGAGACCUCCGUUAUUGCUAUGAAUGGUUUCCAUGCAGACGGUUUAACUUUAAAAAAAGUACUUGAUCAACGAUUGAAGUGGUAUAAAUUCAAUCACGAAAAGAAUAUGUCAGUCACCGCUCUCGCUCAAAUGUUAUCCAUCACACUCUAUGGACGUCGCUUUUUCCCUUAUUACAGUUUCUGUAUUUUAGGCGGUGUCGACUCGGAAGGCAAAGGUGCCGUUUACUGUUAUGAUGCUAUUGGUUCUUUUGAGCGUGAAAAAUGUCGUGCUAGUGGUUCAGCUUCUGCUCUUAUCCAACCUUUCUUAGAUAACCAAAUUAUGAAAAAGAAUAUGGCCAACCGAAGUUAUGAAGAUAUGGAAUUAGAUGAAGUGUUAAAGAUCGUGAAAGAUGCAUUUACAUCAGCGACAGAAAGAGAUAUUUAUACCGGUGAUAACUUGGAGAUUUUCAUUAUUCGUAAAGAUCAACCUGUUGAAGUUCAGCUUCAUCCCUUGAAGAAAGAUUAAAGGAAGAAGAGAAACCCAGUAUCCUAUUAGCAUAUAUAUUAUGUACUUGAGCAAUUUAAAUAAAAGGGAAGAAAUGAACUACACAACAUCAUCGAUACGUAUUAACAUAGCCGAAAGGACAAAUUAGACGGAUUCUAAUACAUCGACAUGAACCAACGAGU